This is a messenger RNA of Sinocyclocheilus rhinocerous, 5658 nucleotides long. It is a transcript of the gene rims1b, whose product is annotated as regulating synaptic membrane exocytosis 1b. The record is from RefSeq and is a predicted model, not a curated record. NCBI's taxonomy places the organism in Eukaryota, Metazoa, Chordata, Actinopteri, Cypriniformes, Cyprinidae. Gene Ontology annotation, cellular component: cytoskeleton of presynaptic active zone; presynaptic membrane. Gene Ontology annotation, biological process: regulation of synaptic vesicle exocytosis; regulation of synaptic plasticity; intracellular protein transport. The coding region runs from base 154 to 5058 and encodes 1634 amino acids. Gene Ontology annotation, molecular function: small GTPase binding; transmembrane transporter binding. The transcript is spliced from 34 exons.
CGAAGAGAAACAAAAGCACAGUUGUGGGUGCCUGAAACCAUGCGAGAUUUGCACUAUUCUCAAAGAAGGCUGCUCUAUUCGUGGACCAUGUCGUGAGGUGUGGCUCUAGCGCUCAUAUACUGCCAAUAGAUACGCCUGGGAGCGGGGCAAAAGAUGUCCGCCUCGGUAGGGCCCCAAAGCGGCCCUCGCCCACCCACCGUGCCGGCUCCCAUGCCUGAUAUGCCGGACUUGAGUCAUCUCACGGAGGAGGAAAGGAAAGUCAUCAUGGCAGUGAUGGUUCGGCAAAAGGAGGAAGAGGACAAGGAACAAGCCAUGCUAAAGACACUGCACCAGCAGUUUGAGAGUUAUAAGGAGCAGGUGAGGAAGAUUGGGGUAGAAACGAAACAACAGCAGGCUGUCCAUAAAGAUGAUGCACCUACCUGUGGCAUCUGCCGUAAGACCAAGUUUGCAGAUGGCUGUGGGCAUCUGUGUUCCUACUGCCAGACCAAGUUCUGCGCCCGCUGUGGGGGAAGAGUGUCACUGCGCUCGAAUAACGAGGAUAAAGUGUGUCUCAUAGGGAAAGACAGGGUGAUGUGGGUAUGUAACCUGUGCAGGAAACAACAGGAAAUCCUAACUAAAUCAGGAGAAUGGUUUUCAUCAGGGCCUGGGGGGAGGCCUCUUAGUGUGGGCGCUCCCCUGAGUGUCCCUGAGUUGGAGAAGGACAGGAAGUUGCGCUCCAGAUCACAGGCUCCGGUCACUAACAACACUCUUCCACCCAGCGCUGGUGCUGGUGACCCCACCAAAGGAGCAGAUACGAUGCCCGCCUCACGCUCCCGCAGUGAACCGCCACGAGACAAGAAGAGACCUGUGUCCCUGCACGAGCAGAAUGGAAAGGGGAUUGGACGUGGAGAGAGAAGGCGAGGCCCUGGCCGGUUGUCAUCACAGGCCUCUGAAGACCGAGCUCCAGGUGAGAAGCGCGAAAGCAGACGACUGGAGAACUGCCACUCGCAGGAAUACCCAGAGAAUGAGCCCACCCAUCCCGAGCGGCGAAGAAGACAGGAGGACGAAGAGCGAGAGCGUCAAAGACGGGAGGAGGAGUACCAGACUCGUUACCGCAGUGACCCGAACCUCGCUCGCUACCCUGUAAAACCACAGAAGGAGGAACAGGAAAUGCGUAUGCAUGCCAAAGUGUCCAAAAUGCGUCAGGAGCGUCAUCACAGCGACCUUGCCAUCAACGAAGUUGGAUUGAUUCAAGAUGGGAGUGAGGCUGCUGGAAAUCGCAUGAGCAGGCAACGAAUAGCUAACAAUGACAACCACAAGGCCCUUUUAGAAAACCAUCGAGCUUAUUCUAUGGACAGGACCGUGGGGGGUGGUGUUGGGGGACAAGGACCCCUCGCUAAACAGGGCCACAGUGGCCCUCAAGGGGGCCCUGCUGGGCCCACAGACCUCAGGGAAGAACAUGACUGGGGCCCAAAGGGGCAUCUGGAACCGGGGUCCGCAGCUUUUCUGCACAGGGCUAAGCGGGAAAAAGCUGCAGAAAUAAUGAGUAAAGAUUCUUCUCUUAGUUCGGACCAAUCUGAGUCGUUACGGCCACCUCCACCUAGAGGCUAUAGACCCAAACGAGGCCUCAACAAAAGGCAGAUGUCCAUCAGUAGCUCGGAAGAAGAGGGUGGCUCCACGCCUGAAUACACCAGCUGUGAGGAUGUGGAGAUCGAAAGUGUUAGUGAAAAAGGUGACUGGGAUUGUCAUUCUCUGGACCCCACUGUGUGGCAUCAUCCAGUGAGCUGGCAGCCAUCCAAAGAGGGAGAUCAUUUGAUUGGCCGCAUCACUCUAAGUAAGCGCUCCACCAUGCCACGAGAAGCUGGUUCCCUACUGGGUCUGAAGGUGGUUGGUGGGAAAAUGACAGAGUCAGGGAGAUUGGGGGCCUUUAUCACCAAAGUAAAGAAAGGAAGUUUGGCUGACAUUGUAGGCCAUUUACGAGCAGGCGAUGAGGUGUUGCAGUGGAAUGGAAAGGCGUUGCCUGGAGCAACUAAAAAGGAAGUGUACAAUAUUAUUCUGGAGUCCCAAUUAGCACCUCAAGUGGAAAUAGUUGUUUCUAGACCAAUUGGAUGUAUUCAACGAAUUCUGUCCAAAAACUUCUUGAAAAAGGUCUAUAGAGCAUAUCAAGAUACACCAAGACUUCCAGGGACAUCACAUCCUCCUUUAGAAUCAACUGGUUCGAGUUCUAUAGAUGAAUCCCAAAAGAUGGACCGUCCAUCCAUUUCUGUAAUGUCACCAACUAGUCCAGGGAUGUUGAGAGACCUUCCUCUGGUACUGCCAGGCCAGUUGUCGGUGAAAUUAUGGUAUGAUAAAGUGGGCCAUCAGCUUAUUGUCAAUGUCCUACAAGCACGAGAACUGCCCCCUCGACCAGAUGGACGACCCAGAAAUCCCUAUGUCAAAAUGUAUUUUCUUCCUGAUAGAAGUGACAAGAGCAAAAGAAGGACGAAAACAGUGAAGAAGAGUGCAGAGCCAAAGUGGAACCAGACGUUCCUGUAUUCUCACGUCCACCGCAGAGACUUCAGAGAGCACAUGCUGGAGAUCACUGUUUGGGACCAGCCCAGAGUCCAAGAGGAAGAGAGUGAAUUUCUGGGAGAGAUUCUGAUCGAGCUGGAAACAGCUGUAUUGGAUGACCAGCCACACUGGUACAAAUUGCAAACCCAUGAUGUGUCGUCCCUACCAUUGCCUCAGCCAUCCCCCUGCCUCCCUCGCAGACAUGUUCAUGGAGACAGUCCUAGUAAAAAACUGCAAACAGCAGAGAGGAACUCCAGAGACAGGGAGAGGUCAAGCACGCUGACCGUACCUGAGAGACAGGCGGCCAUGCAGCAUCGCUCGCGGUCAGUAUCGCCGCACAGAGAAGACCAAUGUAGAGCCCGCUCACGACCUGCACACGUCCCUGUGCAGAGGAGUCUGGAUGAGAUCCACAAAAACCGCCAUCAUUCCUACUCUCCCUCUUGCUACCAUGACUCCCACCAGGAACAUCGCUCUGGAGAUUCUGACUAUGAAUAUUCAGAGGACAGCGAGGUCCUGGAGAUGAACAGAUCAAUCCGAGGUGGGAGUGCUGAGUGCCUGCAUACAAACAGGAAAUUAGCUAGGCACUGUAACACACUUCCCCCAAAGAUGCCCUUGUUAGUGAAUGGUAUACAUAAAGAAAUUUACAGCUCUACCCUCCCUGCAUGCUUAAAGAACAAACCGUCCCGGCGAACAGAGAGGGAUGGCGUUAUCCCUCUUAGUGCCAUUCCACAGCGUGUUCUCAGGUUCACAGAUGAGGUCAGCUCUGGUGAUCUUCAGCCUUCAUUAGACAGAAUAAGAAGUGCCAGCACGACUUGUUUGAGACCAGAGUCAAACUUCCACUCACCAGAAAGAGAAAGUCAUUUUCCAUCUCACAGGCAUUCUGGCAAUUUGGAUAGGCCAAGCUGUCAGAUAGCUAACAAGAAAACCAUUGAUGGCGACAGACUCCAGCCCACCUCUAUCCUCAGGGGUGGCAGGAGGAGGAGAGAGCCUCCCCUCAGGCCCUUUGGCCAGACCAACUUAGGGGGUUCCUGCCCUAACUCCCCACGAGCUAACAGAGAACUUCCGCAUGGUGGACAUUAUUCCCCGGCAGGAACCACGUCAUUAGGGCGCAGGGGCAGACAGCUACCACAACUCCCUGCAAAGAGCAGCUGUCUUGAUGCAGCUCUAGCAGUGGAAGAGCGGGCUCGUCAGUUGCAAAUGAGAGUACAUUCCCAUCGGCCGGCCUCUUAUGCCAGCUCUGGUCCCGACCCAGAGGCAGAGCUCAAAAACAGGAGAGAUAUGUAUAAGGAUCAGAGGAGGAGUUGUGAUAACAUGUCUGCGAGGUCAUCAGACAGUGACAUGAGCGAUGCAUCAGCCAUCUCCCAUGCCAGCAGUGCCUCACGAUUGAGUGCCACCAGCUACAUGUCCAUUCAGUCUGAGAGACCACAUGGGAGAAUCAGGUCAAAGUCGUUGGAGAGUUGUAAAGGAGAUGAAAAGAAGGAGAGAAGGAUUUCAUGGGGGGUGAAUGGAACAGACAACAGGAGGAGUCUGGGAAAGAGACGUUUCUCUGAGGAGCUUAAACGCAGGCGUCAUACGGUGGCUGGAGAUGUGAGUCGUCAAGUCAGAACCUCAUCUGGUCGAAAUAUGCUAAAGAGCACAAGUGUUAGCGGUGACAUCAACGCAACUGAGCGAACAGACGGCAGCCAGUCUGACACUGCCCUGGGAACAGUCGGAACCGGAGCAAAAAAACGUCGCUCCAGUCUCAAUGCUCGAUUCGUGGCUAUCGUGGGAAACCGUCGCAGCCGAAGCACCUCACAGAUCAGUCAAACAGAGGCAUCCAAUAAGAAGUCAAAGGGCAGUCAAGGGACGAUCCAGCGCAGUCAGGAGACGGGAAUGGCUGUGGAAUUGCAGAGGAAUAUGAGUCGUCAAUCCAGCCGUGAAUCCAACAACGGAAGCAUGAACAGCUACAACUCAGAGGGCAGUCCAAUCUUCCCAGCAGUUCGAGUCGAGACUCAAUUCAGUGACUUUCUGGAUGGACUGGGGCCUGCUCAAUUAGUUGGUCGACAAACCCUUGCCACACCAGCAAUUGGUGACAUUCAGAUUGGCAUGGUGAAUAAGAAAGGCCAGCUGGAGGUGGAGGUGAUAAGAGCACGAGGUCUCAUCCAAAAACCAGGGUCCAAAUCACUCCCCGCUCCAUAUGUCAAAGUCUAUCUUCUACACAACGGGGCGUAUGUAGCUAAGAAGAAGACAAAAAUUGCACGCAAGACACUCGACCCGCUGUACCAGCAAACGCUGCAGUUUGAAGAAAGUCCACAGGGUAAAGUGUUACAAGUAAUUGUCUGGGGAGAUUAUGGGCGAAUGGACCACAAAUCCUUCAUGGGAGUUGCACAAAUCCUACUAGAGGAGCUGGACCUCUCCAGCAAUGUGAUUGGCUGGUACAAACUUUUCCCGCCUUCUUCCCUAGUCGACCCAACUCUUGCCUCUCUAACUCAACGUGCUUCUCAGUCAUCCCUGGACAGUUCACCGGCACCUGCGGGGGUUCGAUCGUAGUGGACUAAUAAUAUAAAGCACAGUCUGAAAGACAACGGAACAACAAUAAGAGCAAGGCAGGAAAUGCGAUGAAAUAACACAAAGCUUUGUUCAAAUCUGACAAUCACUUCUGUGACAUUGUUUUUAUUUUCCUCUUUGUGGGUAGCCCGUGUUCUGCCAAAUUUGUUUGUCCUAAACGAAAUCGUUUGUUUCUCUCACUGUUUGUUACGUGAGACUUAGGGCUGUCUACACUAGCAUGUGAGAAGCACCGCUUUAGGGCGACAUAGAAAGCAGGGUGAUAUUCAGUCAAGUCUUCAUUGAAAUCUACAUUAGCUAGGUUUUAACAGAGCAUCAGAAUGUAUCAACCCAAAAACAAAGGUGACCUCUGACCAAGGGAUUGUGGGGCUUCAGUCGAGGCCCUGUCUAAACCCUGUUUGUACUGAUAGUGAAAGGUCAAGAACUUGAAAGACGUAGGGCAUCCCCUGGGGAGGUUGUCUGGAAGGGCAGGGCCUUUCUUGGUGCCUAAACCUGGAGGACCCAAAGCCAUGAUCCAUUUUCUCCAAAAAGUUCCUCUGUUCUCAAAGUUUGUGACAUCUAACGGAGGUCGCUCUCGUCUAGAAU